UUGCGUUUUGUACUUGAUUUCUUGCCUCGAACUUCACACCCCCGGUUUUUUCGAUUACGAGACAUGUCCAAAACUACUGACCUGAAGGCUUCGGCUGUAUCAAAAAAGGGAAUAGAUCCUAAUCUAUAUCCAACUGCUCGGAGGGAUGAAACUGUUGAAGAUAACUUCCAUGGCAGUAAGAUAAAAGAUGUAUACCGAUGGCUUGAGGAUCCGGAUUCAACAGAAACGCAACAGUUUGUCAAGUCUCAAAAUGAUAUAAGUCGGCCGUUCCUCGAAAAUUGCAACGAGUGGAAAAAAAUAAACUCUAAACUCACUAAACUAUGGAACUAUGCCAAAUAUGGCUGCCCCAUGCGAUAUGGAAGUUAUUAUUAUUAUUUUAUGAACACCGGUCUGCAAAAUCAGAGCGUUAUGUAUCAACAAACAUCUUUGAACGGAGAUAGCAAAGAAUUCCUCGAUCCUAACAAAUUAUCUGAUGAUGGUACAAUUGCCUUGGCUCAAAAGUCAUUUUCAGAUGACGGCAGCUAUAUGGCAUAUGGAUUAAGUGAAAGUGGGUCCGAUUGGAUUAAGAUUCUUAUACGAAAUACCGAGACUGGUAAAGACCUGAAUGAAAUACUUAACAAGGUUAAGUUUUCCGAAAUAUCAUGGACCAAAGAUAAUAAGGGAUUUUUUUAUUGUAGAUAUUCUGAGCAAGAUGGAAAAACUGAUGGCUCUGAGACAAAACAAAAUGAAAAUCAAAAACUGUACUAUCAUCGACUGGGAGAAAGUCAGGAUAAAGAUACUCUUGUUGUCGAAUUUCCCGAUGAACCUUCAUGGCGCAUUCAAUCUGUAGUAUCUGAUUGUGGACUAUAUUUAAUACUGGCUAUCGUUAAGGAUUGUCGAGACAACAUUGUGUACUACGCAGACCUUGAACCUGGUAAAGAAAUUAAUUCAAAACUGAAUAUUAAAAAAAUUGUGGAAAAAUUUGAAGCGGACUAUGAUUAUGUUACCAACGAAGGGUCAAAGGUAUAUUUUCGUACAAAUAAAUUGGCACCCAAUUAUCAAGUUAUAAUUAUUGACUUCGAGAAACCAGAGGAAAGCAAUUGGAAAACUCUAAUAGCAGAGCACAAGACUGAUGUGUUAGACUGGGUUAGGUGCGUGGACGAAGACAAGCUUCUAGUAUGCUAUAUAAGAGACGUAAAAACCGUUUUGCAAGCCAAUUGUCUUCGAACUGGAAAACUAUUGCGUGUAUUCGACUUAGAUAUCGGUACCAUUGUAGGAACUUCAGGCGAGAAGAAGUAUUCAGAGAUUUUUUAUAACUUUUCUUCCUUUUUGAGUCCUGGAUGUAUUUAUCAAUAUGAUUUUAAGACCCCAGAGAUCAUGCCAAAAGUGUUUCGCGAAAUCAAACUCAACUUGGAAGGUUUCUGUCGAGAAAACUACAUUGUCGAACAGAUAUUUUAUAAAAGUAAAGACGGUACUAAGAUACCAAUGUUUAUAAUUCGUAUGAAACGAGAUACUAUUGAGCCCCGACCUUGCCUUCUCUACGGUUAUGGAGGCUUUAAUAUUAGUAUGCUUCCAUGUUUUGGGCUCACUGGACUUAUGUUUAUAGAUACCUUUGAUGGCGUGUUGGCUUAUCCAAACUUACGUGGCGGUGGAGAAUACGGCGAAAAAUGGCAUAAUGAUGGUCGUUUGUUUAAUAAGCAAAAUGUGUUCGACGACUUCCAAGCAUCAGCUGAGUAUUUAAUUGAUAAUAAUUACACGUCGAAAGACCGUUUAGUUAUUCAAGGUGGUUCGAACGGAGGUCUCCUUGUUGGAACUUGUAUUAAUCAACGUCCUGAUUUGUUCGGAGCUGCUGUAGCGCAAGUUGGAGUAAUGGAUAUGUUACGGUUUCAUAAAUUCACCAUUGGACAUGCAUGGUGCUCAGAUUAUGGAAAUCCAUCUGAAAAGGAUCACUUCGAAAAUCUUUACAAGUUUUCUCCACUACAUAAUGUACACACACCCGGUAGUAACGAAAAGGAGUAUCCGUCAACUUUGAUUUUGACGGCCGACCACGAUGAUCGUGUCAGUCCCUUGCAUUCAUUCAAAUUUACUGCCGCAUUGCAAGAAGCUGUACGCAAUUCCAAAUUUCAAAAUAAUCCUCUAUUAUUGCGGGUUUAUACAAAAGCCGGCCACGGUGCCGGCAAACCAACGUCCAAAAAAAUUGAAGAGGCAACGGACAUUCUAACGUUUAUGUCUAAGAGUCUUAACGUUGAUAAAAUCAAUUUAAAUAGUGAACAAUAAGAAAAAUGCAUUUUCAAAUAUUAACUAUAUGUAAUAGAAAUGUUUAUGAAAGGCAGCAACCAAAGCAACGAAAGGUUGUUUGUAGUAAUACAUUUAUUGGAAUUUUA
Molecule: messenger RNA, 2363 nt
Organism: Drosophila persimilis
Lineage: Eukaryota; Metazoa; Arthropoda; Insecta; Diptera; Drosophilidae
Product: prolyl endopeptidase
Exons: 9
Coding region: 64-2256 (730 amino acids)
Biological process (GO): proteolysis
Cellular component (GO): cytosol
Molecular function (GO): oligopeptidase activity; serine-type endopeptidase activity
Source: RefSeq, a predicted model, not a curated record